AUGGACUCACAACUAGACGAGGAAGAAGUUGACGUGUUUCGCAACGUUGCCCAGGGCCUAGUGGGCAGCUACCUGGAGAUUACGAUCCAAUAUUGGCAAGAACUAAUCAACGAGAUAGAAAUGACAAACGAACCGGGCAGUGAGUACCAGGAUGACUUUAAAUCGCACUCACUGCCACUGGCACGAAUCAAAAAAGUGAUGAAAACGGACGAAGAUGUUCGAAUGAUCAGUGCAGAGGCUCCUAUCCUGUUUGCCAAGGCAUGUGAGAUUUUCAUUACAGAGCUUACGCUGCGAGCGUGGUGCAUCGCUGAGGAACACAAGCGGAGAACGCUGCAAAAGAGUGACAUUGCCCAGGCUUUACUCAAGAGUGACAUGUUUGAUUUUCUGAUUGAUAUCGUGCCCCGGAGCACGGAAUGA
Molecule: messenger RNA, 417 nt
Organism: Lachancea meyersii CBS 8951
Lineage: Eukaryota; Fungi; Ascomycota; Saccharomycetes; Saccharomycetales; Saccharomycetaceae
Source: the annotation of a GenBank genome assembly